This is a messenger RNA of Blumeria graminis f. sp. triticale, 1179 nucleotides long. NCBI's taxonomy places the organism in Eukaryota, Fungi, Ascomycota, Leotiomycetes, Helotiales, Erysiphaceae. The record is from the annotation of a GenBank genome assembly.
AUGAAGUCCUCAAUCGGAUUCAGACGGAAAGCGAGAAAGAUUCUGGUAAACGAAGAUGUAGAUGUUAACGACCUUGAUCGAGAGACGGAAAACAAUAAUUCUCUUCAUACCGAUACCAGACCAACCCAUAACUUGAAUCAAGAUUUAGUCAUUGAUUUCACUGAAGAUGAUCGUCUUGAAAUCGGGGUUGAAGAUAAUUCUGAAAAGUUAGAAAAAAAGAAAAAUGUGUCCAACUUAACAUCGAAAAAGCUGUCUCGCACACUGACAAAGAAAAAUAUUAGCUCCAGGCUUUCAUUUCAGGUCGGCGAUUUAUUAACCGGGGAUGAAGCAGAAGCUUUGGAAGAUAAAAUCAAUACUUUGCCCAUCAAAACAGCUUUAAAACCGCGAGAUAUUGGAAGGAAUCAAGUCCAUGGAAUCCCUACAAACCAAUCGUUACCCAGACAGCCAGGCAAUGAUGAUGAAGGAAGACAGUGUUACAGUAAAGAAUACCUAAACGAACUUAAAAACUUGACACCCGUCGCUCCGAAGGAUUUAUGUAGCAAUCAUACUCUAACGGAGCACAAAGACGAAAUUUUUACGGCUGGAACUGAUGAGCAAAUGGCUGUAAUGGCGCACAAUAUUCCAGCCAUCAUACCAAGUCAAGCCGAAAUUCAAGAGAAGAAAGAUCGUCGAGCACGCCUGGCCAUCGAGAAAGAUUUUAUCUCUCUAGAACCACAAACUGAUCAAGAACGUCAAGCGCGCCGCCGUCAGCUCAAGGAGAUGGCAGAGCUAAUCGAGCAGGCUGAGUGCAGCUCAGAUGAAACGUCGGAUGACUCCGAGGUUGAAAGAUGUACGGCCUAUGAGAGAGCUCAAACUCGGGCCGGUAUGGACGGGCUUCACAAGCCUGAUUUUGAUGAGGAUAGAAGUACAACACAAAUUCCUCGAAUAACGCCACUGCCUAUUUUUUCUGAGUGCUUUGAACGUUUAAAAAAUAAGAUUCAGUCCACUGAGACAGGCCUAUCUGAGCUUCGUAAGAAACUACAAGAUUCUGAACAAGAACAGCGUGAAAUUACCGCGAGGGAAGUAGAGGUACAAGGUCUCUUAAAGCAGGCAGGAGAGAGAUUUACGGCUUUGACCACCAGUGCAGACCCUAUUACACUUCAAUAUCCAGAUCCCCACGAAACGACGAGUUUAUCCUAA